Messenger RNA from Scophthalmus maximus (turbot), 3147 nucleotides. RefSeq names its product forkhead box protein P2-like. Gene Ontology annotation, cellular component: nucleus. Gene Ontology annotation, biological process: regulation of transcription by RNA polymerase II. Bases 297 to 2207 code for a protein of 636 amino acids. The record is from RefSeq and is a predicted model, not a curated record. Gene Ontology annotation, molecular function: DNA-binding transcription repressor activity, RNA polymerase II-specific; RNA polymerase II cis-regulatory region sequence-specific DNA binding. The transcript is spliced from 17 exons. NCBI's taxonomy places the organism in Eukaryota, Metazoa, Chordata, Actinopteri, Pleuronectiformes, Scophthalmidae.
UGCUCCCCCUGUUCCCCCUGAACACGCCAUGGUGCCUUUAAGUUCCCUUUCAUGGCUAAUAGUACAUCAAACCUGCAAGUUGAGUCAGAAAACCAGGCAUGGCUUCAUCGAUUUUAAAGAACUGCCUCUAAUGAGAAGGAUUUUAUGACAUGAGGAUAUCAACUAGAUUGUGUCAGGUAGACACACAGCUGGAGCCCUUCUCUCACUCUCCUCGCUCCAACCUGCGGGACUGGGAGACAUCAACACUGCCUGGCUGCUCCGACUUCCACUGUUCACCUGAAUGGACCUGACCUGGGAUGCCUGAGUCUCCCCUCGGUCCCACGGCAGCCCGUCAAACCCCGGCCAGCAGCCUGCUCAGUCGCGCAGGCAACGGCGCAGCGGAGAGAGUUGCUAAUGGGGAGUCCUGCAGUGGAGUGAGGGGUGAAAACUGGCAGAGUCUCCACCAUAAACAGGUGUUUCUGGCUAUGAUGGCUCCACAGCAGAUACAGCAGCUUCUGUCCCCCAACCAGCUGCAGGCUCUGAUCCACCAGAAGCAACAAGCCCUUCUGAUCCAGCAGCAACGUCUGAAAGAGUUUUACAAGACGCAACAGCAACAGAUUCACCUGCAGCUGCUUCAGCAGCAACCCAGCAAGAAAGUCAAAGAGCUCCCCGCACAGCAGCUCGUGCUCCAGCAGCUCCUCCAGCUCCAGCAGCAGCAGCAGCAGCAGCAGCAGCAGCUCCUCCCGGUGCAGAGACCAGCCCUGUCCUCUCCUGCCCAAGGUCACUCGUCUUUACACCCAUCGCUAGGGUUGCACAUUGUUUCUUCCUCUUUGGAGCCACAUCUGUUGACAAGAGUGGUGAUUUCAGCCGUUAAAGAGAUGGCCCGUCACCUCACAACGUUCCCUUCGUUUCUUCACGUCUUAGGCGGUUUGAGCCCCGCGGAGUUGCAGCAGCUAUGGAAGGAGCUCACGAAAGGAAUAAGGGAAGAUAAAACCACUUCUAAAGGAAACCACGACUCCUCUGCUAGGUCAACACAAGUCACAGGGGGACGGAGCGGUGACCGGCAGUCGCCCCCUCCCGGCGGGGCAGAGUGUGCCGACCGCGCUGCCUCCUAUGUUCUCUACAGCCACGGUGUGUGUAACUGGCCCGGAUGCGAGUCAGUCUGUGAGAACUGGGACCAGUUCAUCAAGCACAUGGGCAGUGAACACACUCUGGAUGACAGGAGCACGGCCCAGUGCAGAGUCCAGAUGCAGGUGGUUCAGCAGCUCGAGCUUCAGCUCUGCAAAGAGCGGCAGCGUCUGCGAGCGAUGAUGGCUCACCUGCACCUGCCGUCUCCUCCUCCUCCUCCUCCUCCUCCUCCGGAGGCUCGGUCGCUCCCUGCGCCCGCUCUCUGCCAACAGUCGCCACAGUCUGAUACGGCUGCUGACCCACGCGGCCCUCAGCAUUGUUCCGUGUCCGACCCCAGCCACCUGCCCUCGCUGAACCCGUCGGACGGGGCACAAGCGGCCCCCCUCCAACCCCGGGGGUGUGAAGAGGAGUCGCCCGAUCACACAGUGUGUGCUGGGGCCGUAAGACGUCGUCCUCACCCCUUGGUCUACUCGCUGUCUUCAGAAAAUGAGUACGAGCUCUACAAGAAAACCGACAUCAGACCUCCGUUCACCUACGCAACACUGAUAAGACAGGCUAUUAUGGAAGCAUCAGACAUGCAACUGACGCUCAACGAGAUAUACAACUGGUUCACACGGACGUUCGCUUACUUCAGACGCAAUGCUGCCACUUGGAAGAAUGCGGUGCGCCACAACCUGAGCCUGCACAAGUGUUUUGUGCGAGUGGAGGACGUGAAAGGUGCCGUGUGGACGGUGGACGAGGUGGAAUACCAGAGGAGGAGAUCCCAGAAGAUCACGGGGAGUCCAUCACUAAUGAAGAACGUGUCCUCCAGCGUCGCUUUCGGAACCGUCCUGAAUGCCAGUUUCCAGACGGCACUGGCUGACGCGUCGCUGCCAGGAUUCAAGAAGGAGAGUGUGAGCAGGAACUCCAGGGGCCAAAUGCAGGAGGGCAAGAGCCACAGUCACCAACACAUCGCUGUUCAAGUUCAGAGGUCUCUGUUCCUUAAAGACGAAGCGAUGGAUCCGAAGGGCCGAGAACCUCAGACAGCGACAGUAAAACCAGCCGCGCCGCAGCGUGACGUGACGGGAAAUGACGAAGAGCACUUGUUCGACCUCGAAUGACCCUCGACAGUGGAAACGUCUCGGACUUAAAGUAAUAGUGAAGCGGCAAAGCGAGAUUUCAUUUAGCUUUCAGGGACGUAGUCCGCACAGUUUACAGAACAUACAGAACUGUAUUGUCUUCGUUUAAGGAAUGUCUUCAUGUGGUGCCGGGUGGCCUGGAAUUCGCACCAAAACUCGUAUUUACUACUUCAUCAAAUACACACAAACGUUGUGCUUUUUAGAGUUUUGAUCAUUUAUCACAUGGUUCAUAUAUUCAUACACAUUAAAAAUGUGUCUGUCAGCUGUCAAAUGUCUGCAGCAGGUUCUCGAAUAUAAUAACGCCCGUGGUCUCUGCGUUCACCUUCAACUUUUUCAGAUCAGAGGCCUUUUUUAUUUAAAUAUUCAAAUUUAUAAGUCAAAGAGGAAACAUUUCUGACUGUAAAAUAUGAUCGUUAAAUGUAUUUAAGAUUUAGUGAUAUUAACACCGCUACGUUUCAGCAUUUUUUGCUCUCAUCUCUUUUGCAAGACACACACACAAACACACACACACACAAAUGCACACACACAUGAAUAAGAAAUAAUCGAGUAAAGCCGGCAGCAGAAACCAACAUUACAACAUGAUGGAGAUGUCGUGGUUCUCAUGGAUAUAGUUUAAACAUGUACAGUUUGUGCUGUUCCUCUUGCCUGUUUUAUAGAAAUGUAUUGUUAUGUACAGUAUUUAAGUUAAGAUUUUUUUUAAUGCUGGUUUUAUAUGCUUGUGUUUAUGUAGAACUUAUUUAUUAGUCCCGUUUUUCCACUGAAAUAAAGAUUGUUCCAAACAUUCCUCUUUUAUAAACGUUUGAUGGUUUAAAAUAUCCAGACUAAAGGCUGAGUAGAUACAACAAUCUGUAUUAAUAAAUAUGCAUUUGUCUGUGGUUGUGUGUCCAAUGUAUCUCAUUAAAAAGGAAUGAGUAUAUCCAAA